Messenger RNA from Pelobates fuscus (common spadefoot toad), 2473 nucleotides. RefSeq names its product zinc finger protein 708-like. NCBI's taxonomy places the organism in Eukaryota, Metazoa, Chordata, Amphibia, Anura, Pelobatidae. Gene Ontology annotation, biological process: regulation of DNA-templated transcription. The transcript is spliced from 5 exons. The record is from RefSeq and is a predicted model, not a curated record. Bases 39 to 2120 code for a protein of 693 amino acids.
AGAACUCAUUGUCAGAUCAUUGCAGUUACCUUGUGCUGAUGAACAUGGACUGGACUCGGAUUGAUGAGAAGAUCUUGGAUCUCACUUUGGAGAUCAUCUCUCUGCUUACUGGAGAGGAUCAGGUGGUUGCAAAAACGUUUUGUGAGUGUGUUGAUCACAACCGUCCUCACAAUGUAACAGAAGGAUCCUAUAAAACAGAGCGCCUCAGUGCAGUGAUUCCACGUUCCUCGCUGAUACAUGAGAGAGGGAAUGACAAGAAGAUCCUGGAACUGACCAAGAAGAUCAUCCACAUGCUAACUGGAGAGGUUCCUAUAAGGUGUGAGGAUGUCACUGUCUAUUUCUCCAUGGAGGAGUGGGAGUAUCUAGAAGGACACAAGAAUCUAUACAAGGACGUAAUGAAGGAGUAUCACCAGACCCUCAGCUCACUGGAUAAACCUUUAUCAGGUGAAUAUCAUACUCCAGAUUGUGUUCCUGAGUUUGGAAACAAUGAGAAAAGUGUAGCUAAACCUAAAGAUGGACCACACUAUCUGCGAACUAGCAAAGUAAGAAAAAGACUGAAAAAUAAUACACCGUACAUGUGGGAAGAGUCUCCACCGUGUAUAGAGGAAAAUCACAGAGACAUGGACAUUUACAAAGAGACAGAAUAUCCAUCUACUGAUAUUAAGAAGGAAUCGGCAUUACAUGAAGAAGGGAAUCUCACGGGGUUUGACAUCCAUGCAUGCACAGAUAAUACACAGACAGAAUAUUCAUCUAUUCUUAUUAAGGAGGAAUCAGCCUCGUAUGAAGAAGGGAAUCGCCCCCCAGGAGUCGAUAUUUAUAAAUCCAGUCACAAUUCUACUCUUGCAGAUAAUGAAGAUAAUAGAACUUGUUCAAACAUACAUUCUAUCAAUCCUUGUAUUGAAUUAAAUACACCAUAUCAUAUUGAUGGUAAUGCUACUCAGAGCAAAGACAACAUAGAGGAAAUAUUCCCGAUUUCUGAUUGUCCACAAGGCUUCAGUAGUGACACGCAGGAUGUUAAGCAUCAGCCAACUCCUACAGGUAAAUACUUAUUAUCCACGUCAGACCCUGUUAUACAUGAGAUGAAUUACAAAGGAGAAAAUCAGAUUUCAUCUUCUGAAUCUGGGUCAGAUUUUAUUCAGGUGUCAAAUCUUGCUGCAGAGCUUGCGUCACAUAAAAUGGUUCAUAAUAAGGCAGGACCAUACAAAUGUACUGAAUGUUCAAAGAGUUUUAAAAAAAAGCAUCAACUUGUUAAUCAUCAGAAGAUUCACAAAGGGGAAAAGCCAUUUAAAUGCUCUGAAUGUGGAAAAUGUUUUAUUUGGAAAUACAAGAUGAAUUCACAUAAAUUGACUCAUUUAGGCAAGAAACCAUUUAAGUGUAAUGAAUGUGGCAAGUGUUUUACCCAAAAGCGUAAUCUUAUUGGUCAUCAAAUGAUUCACAGUGAAGAAAAUCCUUUUAAAUGCUCUGAAUGUGGGAAAUGUUUUACCCGGGCCUCAAAUCUUGCAUCACAUAAACUUAUUCACACAGGAGAAAAACCAUUUUCAUGCUCUGAAUGUGGGAAAUGUUUUUCCCAGUCUACACUGCUCGCGUCACAUAAACUUAUUCACACAGGAGAAAAACCAUUUUCAUGCUCUGAAUGUGGGAAAUGUUUUUCCCAGUCUAAACUGCUCGCGUCACAUAAAAUCGUUCAUAAUAAGGAAAAACCUUACAAAUGUACUGAAUGUUCGAAGAGUUUUAGAAAAAAGAAAGAUCUUGUUCAACAUCAGAAACUUCACACAGCAGGAAAGCCAAUUAAAUGCACUGAAUGUGGGAAAGGUUUUGUUUCGAAUUCACAGAUGAGUGCACAUAAACGGAUUCAUACAGGCGAGAAACCAUUUAAGUGUAAUGAAUGUGGCAAGUGUUUUGCCGUAAAGAGUACUCUUAAUCUUCAUCAAAUGGUUCACAGUGAAGAAAAGCCUUUUAAAUGCUCUGAAUGUGGGAAGUGUUUUACAAAAAAGUGUUAUCUUAUUAGUCAUCAAAUGGUUCACACAGGAGAAAAGCCUUUUAAAUGCGGUGAAUGUGGGAAAGGUUUUAACUGGGCCUCAGGUUUUAGCAAACAUAAAAGAACUCAUUACAUGAACUGAUUUCACACAGGAGAAAAAACAUUUUCAUGCUCCUAAUGUCUGAAACAGUUUAAUUUAACCCUUUAAGGACGCAUGACAGAAAUUUUCCGUCAUGCUGAUCCUACCCUUUAAUCCAUUAAAACUAAAUUAAGGAUUAUUCAGUUUAGAAUAAGUAUUAGAUUUAUUAUUAGGUUUAUUACAUAUAUGUUUAAUGAUUGGGUUUAUAAUUCAUUUUAGUAUUGGGAUUAUAUUUCAGUUUAUGGUUCGGAUUAAGGUCAGUAACGUGCAUCCGAAAGAUAUACAUAUGGGGAAUAUUUGUACUCCGAAGAUGUUACUGAGUACAGCUAAGAUUAUUUUAUGACAGUGGGACACAG